Molecule: messenger RNA, 2180 nt
Organism: Dermacentor albipictus
Lineage: Eukaryota; Metazoa; Arthropoda; Arachnida; Ixodida; Ixodidae
Source: RefSeq, a predicted model, not a curated record
UGCCCGAUCGAACAACCUUGCGGUAGUGGCGGUAACAGGAACAGCAGCAAAAGCGAGUCGAGAUAACGGUCGGCGAUUACGGUCGCACUAUUUGCUCGGUCCUCUUCAGGAGUGCAUCCAGUUAUCGACCGCUUCGCGGAGCAGAUCGGAGUCUCGGUUUGUUGUAUAUAUAACGGCGGUGGCUUCUCAACGGCCAGCAGACUGCGGGUGCCUGACAGCUCGAUCGGGAAUCUCGUUUCUCUCUUAUCUGGGCAGCCCUGUCUCUCUCGCUGGAAGCCGCCAUGAACCAAGGUGGCGGCGACGUUCGCGACGCGAUGCUCCGCUACUGGGAGCACUUCGAUCCGAGCCUCGAGAGCAUGAUGCUGGACGCCCGUGCGCAGCUGCUCAACGUAGAGGAAAGCGCCGAGAUCCUGUCGCACCUGCCCGACAUCUCGGGAAAGGACGUGCUCGAGCUGGGCUCCGGAAUCGGUCGCUUCACAGGCAAGUUGGCCGCCCAGGCACGUCACGUGACGGCCGUAGACUUCAUACCUGCGUACGUGGAGUCGAACCGCCAGAGGAACGGGCACCUAGACAAUGUCUCGUUCGUCCAGCUUGACGUCAUGAAACUUGACCUACCGGCUCAGAGUUUCGACGUGGUGUUCAGCAACUGGCUCUACAUGUACCUGAGCGACGAGGAAUGCUUGCGACUGCUCGAGAAAGAGAUCUCCUGGCUCAGGGAUGGCGGUCUGCUCUUCCUCAGGGAAUCUUGCUUUAAACCAUCCGGUGACGUGAAGCGGACAACCAAUCCCACUUUCUACAGGAGGCUGUCCGACUACUACAACAUGAUCAAGAAGGUCCCCAAUGCAGUCGGCAAUCCGAUUGAGUGCUUCGUCGUGGAGAAGGUGGCCAAUGUUAAGGCGUACAUCAAGCACAAGCAGAACCCGUGUCAGGUGUGCUUCCUGGCCAAGAAGAUGCGCACCGACGCCGUGAAGGACUUCCACAGCUUCCAGGAGUUCCUGGACCAGCGGCAGUACUCGCGCAACGGAGUGCGCCUCUACGAGUGGAUUUUCGGGAACACCUUCGUCAGCACGGGCGGACUAUCCACCACUGAGUGGGGCGUGAAGAAGGCCGGUGUCAAGGAUGGCGACCGCAUCUUGGACGUCGGCUGCGGCGUCGGAGGCCACGACUUCUACAUGGCCGAGAAGUACGACGUGCGGAUCGUGGCAGUGGACCUUUCCGUCAACAUGAUGUCUAUAGCGCUCGAACACUUCGCCCAGAGGCCCCACCUCGCAGACAAGAGGCACCUCUCAAGAACGCACAGUGACCUCGUCAAAAUCCAGUUCAAGAUGUCCGACGUCACGAAAGCGGAGUUCCCCGAAGCCAGCUUCGACCUCAUCUACAGCAGAGACGCCCUUCUCCACAUCGCCGACAAGGACACGCUUUUUGCGCUCUUCCACAAAUGGCUGGCACCAGGAGGUAGGAUAUUCUUCACGGACUACUGCCGUGGGGACAAGGAAGACUACUCUGAAGAAUUCAAGACAUACGUGGCCCAGCGGCAAUACAACCUUCUCACCGUAUCCGAAUACGGAAAGCUCCUUGAAAAGGCGGGCUUCGUGAACGUUCAGGCCGAGGACAUCAGCCAAGAGACCGUCGGGAACCUCCGACGGGAGCUGGAAAAGCUCGAGGGCAGCAAGGACGAGUUCCUCAAGGAAUUCUCGGCCGACGACUUCAACUACUUGAAGCAGGGUUGGGAGGCAAAGAUCAAGCGUGGUGCCGACGGAGAUCAGGUGUGGUGUGCCUGCUACGCUGAGAAGAGCAAGGAGUAACAGCUGCCUCUCUGAAGAGCGAGAGAAUCACGUGGCCUCCCGCUUCUGACGAGAGUCUCGUUCAGAAUAACAGUCUUCUUCAUUUGAGGAAUCUCUGUCGGAACGUCGAUCUCUCACAGUUAAGAGAACACAAAAGGAAAUUCUUCUUGAGGCACCCGCCUAAUGUAAUAUUUACCGACCCACCUCCGAGCUCAGCCAUCAAGUCACCACAGUUACUGAACUAUAGUGGCAGUAAGGCGCCCUUGCACAUUGUCAAUGCCAGCUUUUAGAGUCGAGAUUAACGCCACAGUGAAGCCGCAACUAACUGCUUCGCACGCAUGGUGCGAAGUGCGCAAGGUGCGCAAGUUAUUGUAAUAAACUUAUAUUUCCGAGUCA